Molecule: messenger RNA, 417 nt
Organism: Dovyalis caffra
Lineage: Eukaryota; Viridiplantae; Streptophyta; Magnoliopsida; Malpighiales; Salicaceae
Source: the annotation of a GenBank genome assembly
AUGAUUCACAGGGCAAAACCUAGUCUCUCCCAGCGACUGUGUCAAUACGUGGUCAUUAGUGGAGAGGCAUGGGUUUGUGGGUGUGGCUGUGGUGGUCUUGUGGCUAUGAGGGUUCUAUCGUGGUGGGUGACCGUCGGCUGGGUGAUGGUCGACGAGAGAGAGGAUUGGGUGGUUAUGAAAAGGGUUGUUGGCAGCUAUGGAGGAGAUGCUUUUUGGUUCGGGGUUAUUGGAAAUCGAGCAGGUGAAGGUGGAGAGGACGACGUGGAGAUUGGCGGAGUGGGUGGUGGUUUUGGGAGAGGAGGAUGGCUUGGUAUGGUUUCAAUGAUAGUAGAAAAGGAAUGGUGUGGCAGUGCGGUUGAAGACAGAGAGGUGAGCAAUGAGGCACCAACUAAUGGUGGUGAGAGGGAUGACUGUUAA